Molecule: messenger RNA, 9403 nt
Organism: Mus musculus (house mouse)
Lineage: Eukaryota; Metazoa; Chordata; Mammalia; Rodentia; Muridae
Product: RIKEN cDNA A930009A15 gene
Exons: 4
Coding region: 6529-6909 (126 amino acids)
Source: RefSeq, a predicted model, not a curated record
UUUUUUGUUUUUGCUCAUUUAAGGUUAACAUAUAUAAAUUCAUCUAAGAUACAGUUAGUAUCUUUAAAGCACAAACCCCCUAUAGGCUCAGCUGCUUUGGCAAGAGAUUGUUUGCAGACUGGUUAGCAGAUGGGACAUCUAAUAUUACUUGGAGUGUUUUGAUGAAGUGCUGUGCAGGCCUGGAUAAAGAUGCUGGGUUUGACACACGAACCAGGUUUAGGCAUGGCAUAUCUUUAAGAAGGUACGACGGCAUGGUCAAGACUGGCCAGAGGAAGACACAACUAGCCAAUGGGUAAAGGUCAAACCAGUGGGACAGGAAAGAGCAAGGAGAAAAUUUUAGGGGUUCAAAAGACAAUAUUUGACAUUAGUGGUGGGACUCAUGAGUACCCCUAGCUAGUUAUAUGACAGCUAAUUAGGGACCAAGGAACAUGGGGCUGUCAGACUCUCAGGUUCCAAAGUGUCUGCUGAGCAGCAGUUGCGCAUGCCCGGAGCUGACUGUCCCUGCUGAGCUGCAGUUGCGCAUGCCCUGAGCUGACUGUGGAGGUCUAGACAUUUUCUGUGUCUAGUCCCCGUGUAAGGGAUGUAACCUCAUUUGGCAGCAGAGCAGAGCAUCUGAAAAAGAGAGGGGAUCAAAGAGAGGAAUUGGGAGGCAGACCAGUCGUGUGCCAGACACAAAUGACAGACUUUAUUAACCCCAUUUUACAGAUAAGGAAGUCGAACUUUUGGACUGUGGCCAUACCCAGCCAGACCUGACACCUUCGAAAAUGUGUACUGUCUGGAGCCAGAACCUUCAACCCACUCUGCUCAGGGUUUGGUGAUGGGAAACCACAGGUGGCCUAAAUUUAAGGAUUUCAGUUGAAUGACAGAAGGGAACGGCAGGCUGGUCUCAGAGGGGAUGGAAGAGUGAGGGAGAGGUAAUGAAGCCGGGGCUUUGAAUCUAGCUUCCUUCUGAAGAACGUUGGCAGAGAGAGGAAGAAGAAAAGGGGGGAAAGGUUUGAGCACCUUGCAGAGCAGAGCACGGAGCAUUCAUUGUUUUUUGAACGGAGGGCUCUGCCGGUCCAUUUAUAGACACUAAUAUGAUCCGUGCGUAUGACAGGUGCUAUGCUUGGCACUGAGACAUUAUGGCGAAUAGGUGACAACAAGGAACUAAAGGGACAUAAGAGAUAUCGUCCUUGAAAGCAUCAUGGCAGGUUACCGAGUUUAAUCCCGUUGGGACAUCACCAACCUUUUUUGUUUCAAACUUCUACAAACAGACGGUUAGCUAUUUCUUUGUUUGUGUUCUCCCACGGCAACUUGUGUGGCACAUGCUCAGUAGAAGUUUGUACAAGGAAUAAGCUAUGAGUCCCAGAGACUGAAGGGGAAAAGAAUGACAAAUUUAAGAUAAGAUUUGAAAAGAGACAGGGCAUGUCACUUCUGAGACAUGAGAGAAGAGGGAGGGUAGGGUCAGAGGUCAUUGGAAGCCCUGGGGUCUAGACCAGUGUUAACCUGUGGGUCACGACCCCUUCAGGGGUCGGAUACCAAAUAUCCUGCACAUCACAUAUGUACAUUACAAUUCAUAAUAAUAUCAAAAUUAUAAUUAUGAAGUCGUGAUAAUUUUAUGAUUGGGGUCACCACAACAGGAGGAACUGUAUUAGAGGGUCAGAGCAUUAGGAAGGCUGAGAACCACUGGUCUAGAAAAGGUAGCCUAUGGACUCCAGAGUACUGCUCAGGAAAUCAACUCUACUUUACAGCAGGAAAUGGUAAGCAUAUAAGGAUGGCUUGAAAUGGGGCUGAAAAGAUGGCUCAAUGGUUAAGAGCACUGACUGCUCUUCCAAAGGUCCUGAGUUCAAUUCCCAGCAAGCACUUGGUGGCUCACAACCAUCUGAAGUGGGAUCCGAUGCCCUCUUCUGGUGUUUUCUGAAGAUAGUGACAGUGUGCUCAUAUGCAUAAAAUAAAUAAAUAAAUCUUUUUUUAAAAAAAGGAUGGCUUGAAAUGAGGUUAGUGUGGAAGCAAGCUGGAAGAAUCGAAGGUGGAUGAGUCUGAGACAGGAAGCCACGUGUGGAAGAGACUCUGUUCCAUUCUUCUUCCUUCUCCCACUGGUUCAGGGGCAUGCGACAUCUGUGCAUUCAAUAUGGUUGGGCAUUCAUGCAAAAGUAAAGUUUCCUUAUUCGUUAAUCCAGGUCAAUGUUUGCACUAAAAUGGGCACUGGAUAUGUUUUCUCAUUUGCAGAUAACAUAUGAUUAACUACUGGCUACUGAAGAUAAAAGUGUAGAGUCUUAGAAUCUUGGAGAUCAGUGAAGGGCCCGGUGAUUUGAAGAACAGGUUGAAUAAGGCCUCCCAAAAUUCUCUUUAGUAAGCAGCAGUUAUGACUGGUACUAAGCAUUCCUAACAUUAGCCAAAUUAGCCUUUAAACUUGUAGCGUUUUUCUUCUUGGGAGGUGUGUGUAUAUAUGUUUGUGAUGUAUGUGUGUGUAUGUGUGUAUAGUGUGUCUGUGUGUGAAUGAUGUAUCUCUCUCUUUGUGUAUAUGUAUGAUGUAUGUGUGUGCUUGUGUGUGUAUGAUGUGUCUCUGUGUGUGUAUGGAUGACGUAUGUGUGUGUUUGUGUGUGUAUGUUGUAUGUGUGCUUGUGUGUGUAUGAUGUGUCUGUGUGUGUAUGCAUAUGUCUCUGUGUAUUUGUAUUUUGGAAUGCUUCAUUUCAAAUCAUUUUUGCUUCACUCAGCAAAUCUGAAAAAUCUCUCCCCAGAGAGAAACAUCCUUUCUACGUCUCUACUUAUGUGGAUCCAGCCUUCUGGAAGACAUGCCCCUCUGUAUUUUUAGGUAGCAGGGUGCUGUGAUUUAAAUAUAAAACAGGAUCAUGUGUUACAGACUUGAUUGACAGAUAAAUAGCAUCUAGAAACUGACAGGAUUCAACUAGAAUCAACCAAUUGACCCCUUGAUGAAUCCGUAAACUGUUGGUGCUGCUGGGAGGUGGUGGAAGGUAGGAGAUGGAGUCUAACUGGGCUAAGUAGGUCACUGGAGCAUGCAUUAGAAAGACAUACCUUGUUCCUAGCCCUUUUCUUUUCCUCUUGACUGCCAGUAGAUGAGACACUCUUUCCCACCACGUCCUCCCACCAUCAGGUCCUGCCUAACAGUGGUCCAGGAACAAUGGCACCAGCUGACUUGAUUGGAAAUGUCUCAAGUAUGGGUCAGGGUCAUCCCUCCUCCUUUUAAGUUGUCUGUAGCAGUAUUUUUUUUUAUCAGUGACAAGAAUUGAUGAAUACACAUUUUCUAUGAAGCAUUUCAAGUUCAAGUUUAGAAACAAUUCCCCCCCCCCCACACACACACACACAACGUUGUACACAUAGCCUGCUCUCUCUUAUGGGUACCAGGGAAUCUCACCUUCCGACACACUUCCUGGCAUCCUAGGGGUUUCUCUGAAAACUUGGUAUAAGACUCCACCACCCUGUAAUUCUUUCAGUCUGCAUACCUGCCAAAGGAGCGCCAUAUGGAUGAUGCUGGCUCCUCCACCAUCUUGAGAUGCAACCAGGCCCCUUUGGGCCACCGCUGUGGUGGCUUCUGAGUGUCUGAAUCAGGGAAGUCACUUCACUCUCCUAAGUGGACUUUCGCCAGAAAAGUCCUUUCAAAUGAUUUCCUGCAUUUCUGCACCCUUCAACAGGCCACGUCUCACCCUCAAAACACCUUUGCUAUUAUUGUCCCAGUGUGGAGCGCGGCAGCAUCACUUCGGUGGCGCUAAUCAUUCUAACAAUCAGAGCAGCGUUGUCUGAUCUUGCUAUGCCUGUGGCGGGAAGACCCACACACAGUACUUUUCACGUCUCGCCUCACACCCUCUCCUCUUGGCUCCCGAUUCUCACUACAAAGCUGGCUAAAAGCGUGUCACAGCUCUGUUCUGCAGCCUGAGUACCAGGCUGUCUUGAAAAACCCCGCUGCCAAACUUUCAGGACAUGGGUAGAAUGGAGACAAAUUCUUUGCCAGAGGGCAAAAGGGGUACCUCUUCAAAUUCUCAGUAGUUCCGUUCCCAUCUGAACCCCGAUGACUCCUGUCGUCACUGGGUACAUUUCUAUCAGAAUUCUCGUCUUCUAAAUCCCUAAUUGGUAAACUCCUUCUUACAACACCCUAGGACUUGUCUAGUCUGCAUCUCCCGACUCUACCACAGUCCUCUUUUAUAAACCAAUUUUAAAGACCUAAGAGGCACAUAGUUACAUUUAACCACAUCAGUGAUCCCUCUUUUCCGGUACCGAUUUUUAAUCUUGCUUUUGCAUCUUUGUUCUGAAAUACCCAACAUACCAAGGGAGGAAAGCUAUAUUUCAGCUCACAGUCUCACAGGGUUGCAGUCCAUUGUGUCAACGAUGUCAAAGGCAUACGAGGGGCAGCCUAGUUCACAGCAUACAGGUCAGGUUGGGACCAGGAUUGGGAAUGCCCAAUUCCUAGUGACCUAUCUCACCAACAAGACCCCACUUCUUAAAGCUCUGUAGCUCUAAAACUAGCAUUGACAGCUGAGGCCCACACAUUUGCGACAUGAGCCUGUGGGGGCAAUUCUUCACUCAAGACUGAACAAAUGGUCCAAGAUUUCACAAACACAUUCAGAAACAUUGUGCUCUACUUUUAUCUUCCUAUCUUUCUCAGUUAACAACCAAACUCUAAAGAUCAGAGGCCUUUUCUAGAUGCUUGGUUUUUCUAUAUGCUUGUUCCUACUCUAGAGCUUGUCUGAUAGUUGGUGCUACAAACAUCUUAGCUGAGUAAUUGAGCCGCUGAGUAUCUGUGUAUUCUUAGGUUUGACUAGGUUUCCCCUCCUCAAAGGAAAACUGGAAAGGUUUACUUUGAAUUACAGGAGAAACUGUCAAAAAUCUCGCCACUACUCACAGUGGGAAGUAAGGUUCUAUCUUCCUGGGUUUUGUGUUUCUACUUAAGGUAGAAAAAAAUGUAUAUAGGCUCAGGCAGCAUGAUUACCCUUCCUUCCAGACUAUUGAUACAAAGAAAUGAAUUUAUCGUUGUGUUCAGGAGCACUGAAAAAAAAAUGAGAUGGGCUUAGUAAAACUACCACACAGUAAGGAAGAAGGCACAUUGAUGAGAUCAGAUCAUAACUGCAGAGCUCUUUGCUAUCACAGUCAUUAAAUAUAUCUGUGCAACAGAGCUUGCAGUGAUCAUAGGGCAGGUCUUGGGGAGGAUCCUGUCUCUGAGGGUUAGCUCUGUUCAAGCCCUUCCUAGUUCGGGGCACUUAAUGGUCCUCACCUCCAUGUGGUUAUUGCAGUUACAGCAGGUGUGGAUGAGAACUCCAUUAGGAAACCUCAGCUCAGAAUACUUUCUUGCCUUCCACCUUUCUCUCCAAUUCACCCUCAAGGCUCUGGAUUAAACAUUCCUCCCCAAGGGAACUGUUCUCUGACCACUGGAACCCGGCUGAGUUCUCUUUCUAUAGCCUUCAGUUCACCGUCAGAAUCCUUUCAUAGCCUUACAAUUUUAAGAACGUUGCUCAGUUUUGGUUUUCCCUGCACGUUGAAUUCAUACAGUACACUGUUCUGUUCCUACCAUCUGGCACCUGAUGGGAAAGAAUAGAUUAUCACUUCUGUGAGUGAAGGAAAGAGCGAAUGAAGAAGGAACAUGAGGUCACCAACAUUAAAGGUCUCUUCACAGCCUUGUGGUGACCUUUGGUCCGUAACUGGUUGCCAUCAUCUGCAGACCUAGGGAUGCUGGCAAGAAGGUAUAUACAGUCUUAUUUGCAUCUUCAAGCAUUGCUAGUACUAAGUAAAACAAUGUUAAAGGGGUUAAAAUAUUUGCUGGCUACAGAUUUCUCUUUAAAAAGGAGGAAUACACAAGUAAGUGUUCACCAAAUUGAAAUAAUUUACAAACAAACAAACAAACAAACAAACAAACAAACAAAAACCCCAAGUAGGAUAGUUGUCUUGAACCUGAAUCUUAUAGCUUCCUUUGGAAUUAUUCUGAAGUAAUGCUUUCUGUAUAUAUAUAUAUUUUAUUUAUUUCUGUACGUAUUUAUUUAUUUUUAGAGAAACAAAAUUUAGCAUUACAACCUAGUGAAUUCCAACCUUUUAAAAAGAUCUACUUGUUUUGUUAGCGAUAUUAUUCCACAACCUGAAAUGUACUCUUUGGUAUCUAAGGAGAUUAGCAGCCAAAAAAAAAAAAAAAAAAAAAAAAAAAAAAAAAAAAAAAAACAAUUAAAUUUACAGCAGGGCAACAGAUACCAUAUCUAGUACAACAGUUUGGUUAAGGAAGUAACAUGAAGGUCAUAUCAACAAGAAAAAGAACACUAAGUAGUAGAUUUCUCUGGAAGAAGCAGAAUAGAAUCCCAUAUUCUUCUUAUCUAAUAACUCCUUGUGUUUGGGGUUCAGAGAAGAGGGGGGAGAGGCGGAAGCAGGGGUGCUGAGCUUGCACGCUGGCACAGACACGGCCAGGCAGCUGGUGAAAGCAUCUGAGAAGUCAUGGUCCUGCUUCGCUCACCAGCUCCAUCUCAGACUUUAGGUUAGUGCAACCACAACGGCACGGCCUGGAGCUGGCUACAUCUGUGUGAUCAGCGAAGCAGCCGCUUAGGGUUCAAAGGCAUGGAGCCAACCAUCCCAGCAACUUUCCUGAAGAACAGACCGACGAGCAGGAACAACCAAUACAGUUUAAGGACUAGCAACCAAUUGUAUCUCUUCACACAAAGAGUCCCAGAGAAUAACAGCUGCUCACACAAGGGUGGUGGAAGAUGUGACGUCACUCUAGGGAGAGUAAUGCCUGAAGCUUCACCAAGUCGGAAGGCCAGUGGUGGAGGACAUCACAGGUUGCUUCGGAACAGCCAGCACCUCUGUCUCUCCUCUAAAAGGGUUGUCCAGUCACUGCCGUGUCCUGUCAAGGUCCCUAUGUAUCAUUUCUGCCAAGCAAGUCGCACAAAGGGAAGUGCUUCUUAUUGGUAUGUUAGGGGGUGUGUAGUGUGCACAUGAGAUCAUUUUCCUCAUGUCUGCUGAUGGACCAAGAUUUCUUCUGAAGGCAAGAGGGAUAAAAUAGGCACAAAUAAGAGGUGAUAUAUUUGGAAAUUAGUCAUUGCUAUACCUUUUUAAAUAAUCAGUGUUAAGUUAAUUACAGAUUUAAGGCACAAGAGAAGCAUUUUAAGAGACUCUAGAGACUGUACCCUGAUGUAGCCUAAAAUUUCCAAACAGAAGCAUUUAUUUGAUGGGGGAAGCUUUUAUACCGAAUAUAAUUUAUAGUGAGUUUUUCACCCAUUGUUUUUUUUUUUUCCCGUGUUGAUGUUGUAACCACAGAUUAUUAAUGUAUGUCAAGUUUGCAGUAGCAAAUGACUUGCAAGUCCAAGGAAGGUAAACACGAGCCUCAGGAAAGGCUUUUGGUCUUAAGGAGGAGAUUUCUCCUGAUUUACCAGGAUUCUGCUGGUCUGCAAGACCGCAUCACACCGAUCCUGCUAAACUUCAUUACAUAAACUUGUAAGCAUAAUUGUGCUUCUGUAGUCUGUGUUGGAGAAAUAUCUCUCUCCUGUGAAGCAUCGUGGAAACCCGCCACGGCUCCUUUGUGACGCCCACUCCUCUUAUUUAUUUUUCGGAUAAAAACACUCCCCUGUUAAAGAAGGCUCGUAAUGCUCACCCGAUCAAUCAUUUCAAUGGACAUAGCGACUUUUUUUCAACACAUAGAUGCAGCCACAGAAACAAGGAAACAAACACGUGAAUCCUUUCUACAAGCUCCCUCCCUCACUUAUCCAUCAGUCUUCCACCUGUCUCCAACUACUGCAGCUUACUCUGCCUAAGAAGCAAGGGAAAGUCUCCCGAAGCAACAAGGAAACACACACCCACCUGCUCAAUUUAUAACAGAGGCCCUAAACUAUACACCAGAAUGCCCGUCUUAGGGAAAAAACGAGAAACCGCACCUUGCUCAGGAAGGCCUUGAAGGGACACUUCUGAUAUGAGAGCUUCAUUAAUUAUUUUUCUGGAAAGAAAAGUGUGCACAGUCAUCAAGGGUCAUAACUAGACAUUAAGAACUGAUUCUUGUAUUGAUUGGGAAACUGGCCUUGAUGAUAAUUUCCAUAUCCUUGAAUAAACUUAUAGACCUUCAUGUCAUGAAUAGUACGUACAUCAUAAGGUGGUUAUGGUAUAGUUAAGUCAGGGAUUCAUCGACAUGUCUAGCACUCAGGAGGUCAGGGUAAAUUUCAAUUAUUUUUAUUAAAGCAAUAAAGUAAAUUGGCUACGUUAAUUCUCUUGUGUGUUAAAAAUAAAUACUGUGUUACAUCAUGUAAGCUGUCUCUAAUUUAAUUAUAUUUCAAAUGGGACUGGGCAAUCAUUGCACAUACUUUUUUAUUCUGCUCUCUUUUUUUCCCCUUGUCCUGUUUUUGCUAUGGGGAUGCCAGCAGCGAAUGAAGCCAAUUAUGUUAAGUUCAACAUUGCAAAUAUUUGUUGAGCAUCGAUUAAAAGCCAAGCAUUGAUGUGAGCCUUGGAUAUGAAGUAGAAGAUUUCCUUCCCUACAAGAGCUUACAGCCAGAAAAGGAGUCUAUGCUGACGAGAAGAAGUCAGGAAAUUGCGUUCUGGAGUGUUCCCGUUAGCUUAAGGGGUAUAUCCUCGCCACUAUGGGUUGAUUCCUUUGUGUACUCUCAGAGUCCAUUUUAGUGUCCUCCACUCCAGGUACACAGUUUUGAGGACAGAAUAGACAGAGCAUGAGGAAGUGCUCCUGCAGAGGAACCAUGUUUUAAACAACCCCUCCACUAGUAUUAACAGUGUUGAGAGUCAUUCAGUGUGCUCACUGGAACGUUAUUCCAUUCCAUAAAUCAGACAACUCUUAUUCUUUCAUCUACUUUCAAAUAAGGCUCAACCAACGUAACAGAAAAAUUAAACAGGAGAGACAGGAGAAAAUAUGUUUCAAGAAAGGUCUCACUUCCUACUACAUAGCUUAUGGAUAACAACAUUAAUAUUGAACUAUGGGAAAAUGUACUAACAAAUUGUACAUCAUAACUGUGGACUCCUUUUUCCUCAGCUACUGAGUUUCCCAGGUGAAGUGGGGCAUCCCGUUAGAGCAAACAACGUUAAAGAAAAUAGUGAAUUGAAGCUGACACACUUGGGAUGGGAGCGCCGAACUCACAGGCAGAUGCACGCAGCGCAACUCCACUGAAUUUACCAAACAGCAACAGUAGAGAUAAGCAGCCUGUUUUGUGCCGCUGUCUGAAAUUCAUCAGUAUGGCCUGAGUCAUCUCCCUGCUACGAAGCAGGACUCUACACAGGGGUGGGGUGGGGGAGGUAUUGCUGCGGGUAUGAGAAAUUUGAAUACUGAAAUUUGAAUAUUGGAAAGAAUUGCCUCCUUGUAAAGACCUCAGUUUAUCAGAAAUAUCAACUGGAGGGAAGAGAAGAUGUUUACAUAGAAAUGUGACAUUUGGCGUUAUUUCACAUUUGUGCAAGUACAUGAACAAAAUAAAACUCAAUAAAAUUGCUCAAGUAGAGUUUA